Molecule: messenger RNA, 1509 nt
Organism: Vigna umbellata (rice bean)
Lineage: Eukaryota; Viridiplantae; Streptophyta; Magnoliopsida; Fabales; Fabaceae
Source: RefSeq, a predicted model, not a curated record
UCUCCUCUCACCAGCAUCUCCCACUUCUCUCUGUCUCUCACUCUCACUCACUCACUCACUCACUCAACUCAACUCAACCAAACCAUGGUCAGAGCAAGAGACGAUCUAUGCAUCAACGUUCCCACUUUCUUCACGUGCCCUAUUUCUCUUGAUCUCAUGAAAUCCCCUGUCAGUCUCUGCACCGGAAUCACCUACGAUCGCUCCAGCAUCCAACGCUGGCUCGACGCCGGCAACAACACCUGCCCCGCAACCAUGCAACUCCUCAAAACCAAAGACUUCGUUCCCAACCGAACUCUGCAAAGCCUCAUCCAGAUCUGGUCCGAUUCCCUUCGCCAUUCAACUAUCCUCUCCCCGGACCAGGUCCUCCUGACCGUCUCUCAAUUGGAAACCCCCUCUCUCCGCUCUGCUUCGCUCACCAAACUGCUCCUCUUCGCCACAGAUUCUCACCAUAACAAACUCUUCCUUUCCAAACUAGAACGCUUGGUCAACCAACUCGUUCGUUUCCUCCACAAUGUCGACGGAGGACUCAUCGCCAGAGCUAACAUUCAAUUUCUCGAACAAGUCGUCCUUCUGUUAGCUCUGAUUCUCGAUGGCGUCGAAGAUCGCGAUGGAUUGAGAAACUCUUUGCUCAAAGGAAACAAACAGAGCCUAGAUUCUCUUCUUCUCGUUCUGAAACGAGGAGGCUGCGAUUCGAGAUUCGCCUCCGCCAGGGUUCUGCAGUUCAUCGCCGCGGACGCCGAGUCGAAGAUUUUAGUAGCCGAGAAGGAAGGCGUGGUUGCGGAAUUGCUGAAGUCGGCGGCGCCGGAGAACGAUCCGGCGCUGGUCGAGGCCGCGCUGGCGAGCCUGAUCGCGAUUUCGGCGCCGAAGCGGAACAAACUGAAGCUGGUGAGUCUCGGCACGGUGAGGGCGCUGUCGAGGCUGUUGGAGGAGGCGGAGCUGGGAGCGGCGACGGUGGAGAAGGUACUGAAGCUGGUGGAGGCGGUUUCUUCGACGAGGGAGGGGCGGAAGGAGAUAUGCGAGGACGCGGUGUGCGUGGCGGCGGUGCUGAGCAAGGUUCUGAAAGUGUCUACCGUGGCGACGGAGCAUGCUGUGACGACGCUGUGGAGCUUGUGCUACCUGUUUCGCGAUCGCAAGGCACUGGAGGCAGUGACGCAGGCCAAUGGUUUGACCAAGAUUCUGUUGCUGAUGCAGAGCAACUGUACGCCGCAAGUGCGCCAAAUGUGCACCGAUUUGCUCAAGAUUUUUCGGGUGAACUCCAAGUCAUGCCUCACGUGCUACGACACCAAGACCACGCAUAUCAUGCCGUUUUGACGCUCUCCCUCACACGCAGUAAUUGAAACGUUUGUAAAAUGUAAAUCAAACCAAAUUUUGUUUGUCCAUAGACAGAUUUUAUAAAAGGAAAAAUCACCAGGGGAAAGAAAUUCAUUUCGAGAUCCUUCCCGCUCUUUUUCUUUCUCCUUUCUCACACCGUGUUCACUUUUCCAAUAAUUCAAUCUAAUACUGGCGAUC